AUGGACAAUAACACCGGUUUCGACACAUCUACACCAGACAGCAAGGCGACCUACGUUCUCAGCAAUGUUGUGGAGGUCGUCGAGCGAAUUCUAACCUUCGUGCCGACCAAGUCUCUCCUAAAAAUCGCAAGUGUAUGCAGGCUAUGGAGCAACUGUGCCCGCAGAGUUUUGAGGACUCAACAGCAGUUGACAUGGGUGUCUGCUUGUGGACCCUCCACUACGGAGGUGCAUGCCCUCUGCAACACCCUGUAUGAGGAGGUCGAGAAAGUGUUUCUUCUCCCCAAAAUUGUUCUAGCAAUGAUGGACUGUGAGGCCUUCAAACUUCCUUUUUAUUGCCAUAGACAAAAGAAACCAAAAAGGAGCAGCCACAGUCCGGUUGAUGAGCUCAUUCAGGUCUUCCCGAGGAAUUGUGAUGUCAUGGGCAUUACUACACCGGGCAUCGUCUUAACUCCGACUGGCUCUCACUCCAGGCCACCGGAGGAGCACCAGGAAGGAGAGGCCGGCUUUGCCAUCAUGUUCCCAAACAUGGAGGGUGUUCAGAUCAGGCCGUUUCACUUCUGCCAGAAAUCCCUCUCUCCAAAUGCUCUGAAAGAAGCGGGACUAGUUGACAACCCAGAGUUGCGAGUGGUGCUGCUGUUUGUCUACGAGGUGUACAAAUCCGGGGGUGCGCGCUUCCUCAACGAAAUCCUGGAGCCGCUGGCCAAGAGCAAAGCUCUGAUUGCAGGCGGUCUUGUUGAAAGUGUCUUUCCCACCAGGCUCUGUUGUAGCCGAGGUGCGUACGGAGUGGUGGGUCUGGCCCUAAGCGGCCCCAAAGUGCAGGGUGCCUCAGUGCUCUUGGACCAGGACGUCAGCAGCUCCAAGACAGCUGAAGCCACCAUCCGCAGGCUAAAAGCUGCCAAAAUCCCGGAAAAGAACACCCUGGGCUUCAUGUUCGCUUGCGUGGGUCGAGGCCAGAAUUACUACAACAACCAGCGCAACGUGGAGGCCGACGCAUUCCGAAAAGUCUUUCCUGGAGUUCCACUCUUUGGCCUUUUCGGCAACGGCGAGAUCGGUUGCGACCGCAUCGUCAAAGACGACUACACGCUGUGUGACGACGACACGGACUGUCUGCAGCACGAGUAUACCACGGUGAUGACUCUGGUUCACCUGGGCUGA
Molecule: messenger RNA, 1155 nt
Organism: Nerophis lumbriciformis (worm pipefish)
Lineage: Eukaryota; Metazoa; Chordata; Actinopteri; Syngnathiformes; Syngnathidae
Source: RefSeq, a predicted model, not a curated record